Brassica rapa (field mustard) is the source of this 2073-nucleotide messenger RNA. RefSeq lists its product as uncharacterized. The record is from RefSeq and is a predicted model, not a curated record. Gene Ontology annotation, molecular function: S-adenosylmethionine-dependent methyltransferase activity. NCBI's taxonomy places the organism in Eukaryota, Viridiplantae, Streptophyta, Magnoliopsida, Brassicales, Brassicaceae.
UGUCGUCGGAAUAGCGUUAUUCCGACGACGUACCGACAAUUUUUUUCCUCAGUAUGUCGCUGUUUUCUUGUAGUGAGUACAAUUUUAAAAUCUGGAUAAAUAUCAAAAAUAUAUAAGGAAUCAUAUUAAUUGGAAUUAUGAUGUACAUCAUCUCUUCAUAGUAUUGGAACAAUAUACUUUCUACAUAUAAAGUGUAACAAGCCUAAGUUAUUAAGCAACGAUUAAGCCAGCAAAUUUAAGAAGUAUUAGAGGUUAUGGAUUGAUUUUCCGGUUACGUGUAUGACCAAGCAACACCACUCCGUUUCUCUACAGAUUUAGAUGGAGUUGUAACAAAAAAAAAAAAACACAAUUUACGUCGCUGUUGAAGUAUAAUCAUCUUUAUUUUCCACCCACUUUGCAUCAUAGAUGAAAUGGCAUGGAGUGAUAACUUGUUGCAAGAAAAGGAGAGGCCACUCUAUGAUUGUUGUUCUACCAAGAUAACAUGAGGUGCUUUUUCGGCGAGUCAGUGGACCGGUUUAAGGUGAUUAUGGAUGUGACGAUAGGCUUGAUUAAGGAUGGUUUUAAAAAGCAUAAUUUCAGGCCCAAAUUUCUUUGUCUCUUUUACUGCUUCAAGAUGAUAAAGGAGUAGUAUGACAUGAUAAGAAUUUACGUUUGCAAUAUGCAAGGGCAAACAUGUUGUACAUAAGAAUCCUAUCAUUUUGUAUGGAUUUUUUCUUUCAUAAAUUUCAUGUAUAUUCAUAAAUCAGUACAUAUAAUUAAUACGUAGGGAUAAUAUAUAUAUGGAUUGAAAGAGAUAGUAUAUUUAUUUGAGUUCCAAAAUAGGACUUAGCUCGUUCAUAUAAUGAAAAUGAUGAAAUCGGAAAUAAUCACCUUCCCACUUCACGUUAACACCAAUUUGGUAGCCUCUGGUAAAUGAGCUGCAUGCUUACUUAAGCAAAUCGACGGCUGAGAUUAAACGCUCCAUUAACACGCACUUUCUGAGUCACUCAACACCCUCGACAUUCAUUUAUUCUUUUAACUAAUACUCCAUCUGUAAAUAGCCAAUCAUUACAAAUCAACACGUGUCAUAAAUUCAUUAGCUGGCAUAUUCUCAAUUUGCCUUCAACUACACCUUAUUCCUUGCUUUAUUUUCGAUUUCGACGCUUUAGAACGAGAGAGAUUCAGAGGUUUGUGUUUGAACCAAAAAAAAACACAAUGAAGCGAUCAAAGACGGUUCUGAAAUAUCUCUUCGUCUUUGUUUUGGUCACCCUCCCUCCCAUGCUCUUCUUCUUCUCUACACAACAACGUAAACCUUCCUUCAACGCCCAAAAAGAUCUCAUCAAGAUCCGACCCGGUUACAAGUCUUACGAUUACUACAUCCAACGGCAGCUCAACAAAACGCUUAACCCUAGGCUACGUACGAUAUGGAUGACACGAGACUGGGACCGUAAGAUCAAAGUAUUCUCAAGAUUCUUCCAAGACCUCAAGCGUCAAAAGUUCUUAUCCAACGCUUCUAAGUGUCUCUGCGUUGGAGCUAGAGUCGGACAAGAAGUGGAGGCACUGAAACGGGUGGGCGUGACUGACUCGGUCGGGAUGGAUCUUGUUCCUUAUCCACCGUUGGUGGUCAAAGGAGACUUUCAUCACCAGCCGUUCGAUGAUGAGACUUUUGAUUUCGAAUUCUCUAACGUGUUUGAUCAUGCGCUUUACCCGGAGAAGUUCGUUGGAGAGAUUGAACGGACACUACGACCAGGUGGUAUAUGUGUGUUACAUGUGGCUCUCUCUACACGCUCGGAUAAGUAUUCUGCGAACGAUUUGUAUAGUGUGGAGGCGUUGGUGAGGCUGUUCAGACGAUCGGAGGUGGUUCACGUACGAAAUGUGGACGGCUUGGGGUUGGAUACGGAGGUCGUUUUUAGGAAGAAAAGGGAUUCAUCAAAGUAAUCCAGUCUUGAAUGUUUUUGCUCCUUCUUCUUUUUUUUUUCAACAUUUAUUGUUUAUCUAUUAUUUUCCAUCGAAUCACAUAAAAACAGGAUGUAUUCUAAAAUUUAUAGUUCGUAUAGUGUUCUAAUUGCAUGGUUGAUGGUAUUUGAGGGUUUC